AUGUCUAGUUCCAAUAUUACCACCCCGCCUCCGUCUCUGACGUCUGUAGUUUCCACCACCUCUUCAGUGCGUGACUCUACCACACCUUUGCCAUCAUCAUCUACGGCACUCCCGACCACUACGUCCCAAACAGUUCCUACCACAACAACUCAACCAACAACGUCUCCAGCAUCCCCAGCCACUACGCCAUCCACCACCUCGACAACGCCUUCUAUUGUCACCGCAACUCAACCACCAAUCACAAGUACCUUCCAAACUGUCAUUGUAACUACUGUUUCACCAUCAAAUGAAACUCCUCGGACAGUCACGCAAACCAUCACUUCGACCAAUAUCACCCCAGGAGGAGCGACAAAUCUAUCAUCAUCCGUUUUUACAUCUAGCGCCGCAACUACCGGCACUUCUACCGCAGAGCAACCAACCAGCUCUUCAGCGGAAAACUCUAAUGCCGGAGGUGGGGGUUGA
Morchella importuna is the source of this 462-nucleotide messenger RNA. RefSeq lists its product as uncharacterized. The coding region runs from base 1 to 462 and encodes 153 amino acids. The record is from RefSeq and is a predicted model, not a curated record. The transcript has 2 exons. Lineage: Eukaryota; Fungi; Ascomycota; Pezizomycetes; Pezizales; Morchellaceae.